Messenger RNA from Hydra vulgaris (swiftwater hydra), 3698 nucleotides. RefSeq lists its product as uncharacterized. Lineage: Eukaryota; Metazoa; Cnidaria; Hydrozoa; Anthoathecata; Hydridae. The record is from RefSeq and is a predicted model, not a curated record.
AUGCCUAAGACCAAUGCAAAAUCUCAAGAACUACGUCUCGAAGAGAUUUUGCGAAGAGAUAAGACAAUACGUAUUAGAAGGAAAAUAGUAAUAUAUUAUUUAGUUGAAUUUGAGGAUGGAGUGGCAGUGGUUCUUGAUAGAUGGUUAUUACAGGAAUCAGCUACAUGUUAUUGGCCUCAGGGAAUUGGUGCUACACAAUGGUCAAAAAUCAAAAAGUUACCAAUUUCUAAUCACAAAGACUGGCCUCUUUAUCCUUAUAUAAGAUUAUUGAAAACUGGAAACUAUGAAAAGAUGAAAAAGGCAGAGGCUAAAUUUUGCACUACACUGAUUCGAUCAAAACAUUCUACUUGCCAUGCAUUAAUAAGUAUAACGGAAAAAAUCAGGAAAGUUUUUGAUACUGGUCAUUUUGUUUGUGGUGUUUUUAUCGAUUUACAAAAAGCUUUCGAUGCCCUUGACCAUGUUCCUGAUUUAGUAAAACAAGCUGUGGCUGAUACUGUUCGUCCGUAUUAUCACUGUGUGAUUAAACGGUUGGAGGAAAUUAAAUCAGAGUUACGUGUACAACACCAAAAGCAAGUUAUUUUUUUGUCUCUAAUUGGAGGAAGUCUUGAUGACUGUUUGAGAAAAAUGAAAAGGUUAUUAUGGGAUGGUUUAGUGAAUAUUGGUGUAGCUGGUGAAGAAUUUUACUCAGGAUCUUUUAAAUGCAAUAAAGGUUAUAGUGCACGUCGGAAAAUUAUAACUGAAAGUAAUCAAUUUGAUUGUUUUUGCAAUGUUUUAGAGUCUGGAAUGGGUAAGCCAAUGUUUGAAUGUAUUUUAAAAAAUGGUGAAAAUAAGAUCGGAAUAUCUUCCUCUUUGAAUCCAACAACUGCAGCAAAAAAGAUAUUAAAAAUAGCUAAUGUGAAUAUUUCAAUAAAAAGUGGCAAUACUUUCUUUGGGUUUGACAGAGAGGAAGUAGUUAAUUUGAUGAAUGGUAAUACUAGUAAUGGUAAUACUAACCAAGAAGUAACCAAUACUUAUGAGGUAGUCAAUAAUAGUUGUUCAUCUAGAAAACUAAGAUGGCUUGGGGUUGUUAAUUAUGGCAGAGCUGUUGACAACAUUACAUUUCAAUGCAAACUUGGUAGUGGAUCAUUCAAUCUGCAUUGCGACUAUGAAUCAAUAAGAAUUGCGAAAACUGACAAUGGCAAUGAGAUAGAAAUUCACAGUAAAGUAGAAUGUGAAAAUGAAAUGCCAAUAUUCAAAGUAUUUACAAUAGAAUUACCAUUAGCAAGCUUUUCAAACGAAAAAGCAACUGUUUGUGUCAAGCAAAUGUUGAACUUCUUAGGAAUUGAGACCAAUAAAAAGUGGUCUGGUUACGAUUUUUUUGGUUUUAUGAAGCCAGAAGUUUUAAAAAUAAUAUCUACUAAUCAAAUUAAUGUCCAGAAAUCAUCUUCAAAACAUAAAAAGUGUACAGCCAAGAAGUUUAAAAAAGAGGAGUUUAAAGACCAUAUUCCACUAAAAAAUGCUUUAACUAUUCGAACUCGAAAUGCUGGAGAAACUAGUAGUUUAGUAAACUCUAAAUCAAUUAAUGCACGCAAUGAAGCUAUACAUGAACUGGUUGAGUAUAUAUCAUUUGGUGAUGUAAAAAGUUAUAUUGAGCAUUUGUACAAAAAACAUCCUUCUAUUAUCACUGAGACUGUCGCUAAAACUCCCAAACAUAUUGAACUAAGUUGCUCCCAAACAGCCGAACUUUUACUUGGUCAAUGUCACUUAUCGCAACGUGGUUAUAAAAGUCUAAGUGCCAUAAUGUCAAAGAAUUUAAUAGACUUACCAACUUACAAAAAUGUUCGAGAAUACUGUUUGGCUACAGAAGUAGGUGAAAUAACAAAAAUUCACAAGGACAAUGAAAAUGUUUGUAAAUGUAUGGGAGCUAGAACCAAUCUUACAGAAACGCUACAAUAUAUUAUUUCGUGUAAAAAGUUACUGAAUGAAAUGGAAUUUCUUGAUACUGAAAAACAAGAAGAUUUAUUUACAUAUUUAAAACAAGUAAAUCCAAAAUUGUAUAAUUCUCUUGAUUCAACAAAACGUACUCUUUUCAUAAAAAACACUGGUGAUAAUUUCCGGGCUGCAUCUAGAUUUCCGACAGAACAGACAUCGUUUUCACUCCUAAAUCUAAAAAAAAUGAUUAAUUCUCCUUAUGGACAGUUUAUAACCACACUAUGGAGGGGUAGUGAAUCAAAAGUUAUGCUUGAAAUCCAUGUUAAGUGUCAUUACGAAGAUCUUACUGACCUAGUCUUGAAUGGUAUUAAUUUAGUAACUACGGAUACUAAUACAGUUGAACACUUCAAUGUGCUUUGUUUUUUUGUGGCAGAUUUAGGUUUCUUGAAAAACAUAAUUGGUUUAUGUGCAUGUACAUCAACUUAUGGAUGCUACCAUUGUCUAUUAAAGAAAGACGAAUGGUCUUCAAAAAUAAAGCAAUCAGGAGAAAAGCGUAGUAUUGCUGUAAUGGCAGAAUUAGGUGAAAAAGUUGAGUCUAUCCUCGGUGCAAAUCCUGACCACGAUUCUGUAUUGUUUAAAAAAACUCAGUUUGAAAAUCAUGGCCAAUGGACAACAAUGUUGUUCAAGGGUUUUGUUGUUGACUUAAUGCCGCCAUGUGGUUUACACCUUAUAUUAGCACAUCAUAGAUAUAUGUACAAGUUUAUGUACAACGUUAUUAAUAAAAGGAAUAUGGAUAGCAGAAUAGACAUGGCAUUUCGAAAUAUUGGUUGUACUUAUUUGGCUUAUCAAAUUGAGCAAUAUUUUAAAAGCAAAAAGAAAAACUAUGAUGGUUCUGAAACUUUAAAAAUCAUUGGGAAUGAUUGUAUGUUGUUGGAAUCAAACAUUGAUACUUUUUUACAUAGUUUUCUAGCAGAUGGAGAAAAUUGGCAAGAUCAAAGUGCCUUAAAAUUGCGACAAAUACUUGACCUCUACAGAAGGUUUGCCAGUCUUGCAAAUGAUGUUAGAUCAACAACUCCUGAGUUGACUGGAACUUUUAAUGAAAGGUGUGAAGAAUAUUUUCAAAAAUUUAUUACUUAUGCUGGAUCUGAUUGUACUGAUGGAAUGCCGUAUUUGCAUUACUUAAGAUGUCAUGUUGGAAAGCUUAUGGUAUUCUACGCUAGAUUUGGAUGGGGUUAUGGAAUGUUUAACUGUAACGCAAGUGAACAUUUAAAUAAAAGAAUCAAGUUUUCAGAAUUAAACGAGACGAAUUUAGACACCACAAGGUUCGAAACCAUAAUUAGGUUAAUGCGUUUACAACAAUUCAUAUUAACGGAUUCUGUAAUGACAAAAACAAAAGAGGUAGUUUGUUCUGCGUGCAAAAUACCUGGCCACAAUAAAAAAAACAAAAGCUGUCCACUACACCCUAGUCACCCACAAAUACAAUUUGACGAAUCAGACGAAGAAGUUUAAUAAAAAAUAUUAUAUAAGAGCAGAAUUCUGAUGUUGAGGUUUUGCAUUUUCACUCUUAUGAAGUGAAAAAAGUAAUUGUUUUUAAGAAUUAAACACGUUAAGUUAGUUUCUUAAAUUUUCUUUGUAUUUUUUAUAUGGUGUAGUAUUUUUGUAUUUUUUAUAUGGUGUUUUUAUUUUUUACAUGGUGUAAUCGAAAUCGAUUCAGACUAUGCGGUCAUUAGUUUUUUAUAUAAUUAUAGUUGUUAUUUUUGUUGUUAUUAAGAAACAUGAUUUAUAGA